Molecule: messenger RNA, 1114 nt
Organism: Megalobrama amblycephala (Wuchang bream)
Lineage: Eukaryota; Metazoa; Chordata; Actinopteri; Cypriniformes; Xenocyprididae
Exons: 2
Coding region: 401-1114 (237 amino acids)
Biological process (GO): DNA integration
Molecular function (GO): nucleic acid binding
Source: RefSeq, a predicted model, not a curated record
AUGGUCCAAUGUUAUCAAAUGGGGGCAUUGUUCCAACGUGGCCUGUCAUCCAGGGGUUCAUCGUACCAAUUUUUUGGUCAAGCAACGGUUCUGGUGGCCUGCUAUGGCUCGUGACGUUCGCGGUUUUGUUUUGGCUUGCUCGGUUUGUGCCACUGGUAAGACUUCCAAUCGACCCCCGGAUGGGUUACUCCAACCGCUGUCUGUCCCUUCGAGACCCUGGUCCCACAUUGCGCUAGAUUUUGUCACCGCCCUCCCACCCUCCCAGGGGAACACGGUCGUUUUGACCGUAGUGGACCGAUUCUCGAAGGCGACUCAUUUCAUCCCUUUGCCUAAAUAACCCUCUGCUAAGGAGACAGCGGUAACUGUCGUAGAUCACGUUUUUCGGUUACAUGGCCUCCCGAUGGACGUGGUCUCCGACAGGGAUCCCCAAUUUGUGUCCAAAUUUUGGCAAGAAUUUUGUAAGUUGCUGGGGGCAACGGUCAGUCUUUCCUCGGGGUUUCAUCCUCAGAGCAAUGGCCAAACCGAGAGAGCCAACCAAGAUCUGGAAAGAACGUUGCGAUGUUUGGUCUCCAAGAAUCCUUCCUCCUGGAGCCAGCGGUCGAGGCCUCCCGUAUACGUCGUGGGUCAAAAAGUGUGGCUUUCUACCAAGAGCAUUCCUCUCCGCUCUGUCUCUAAUAAGCUUGCUCCUAAAUUUAUCGGCCCAUUUCCUGUUACCAAAAUCAUUAGUCCGGUGGCAGUCCGCCUCAAACUUCCUCCAGCGUACAGGAGAAUUAAUCCCGCCUUCCAUGUGUCCAAAAUUAAACCUGUGUUUCAUUCACACAUUAAUCCGCCGACUCCGGUUCCCCCACCGUUGCGACUCGUAGACGGGGAACCCACUUAUUCAGUUAAUCGUAUUCUGGACUCGAGAAGGAGGGGACGCGGAUUCCAGUACUUGGUGGACUGGGAAGGUUACGGUCCGGAGGAGAGAAGUUGGGUUCCUGCUAGGGACAUUCUGGAUCACACCCUUAUCGAUGAUUACAAUCGACAGGUAGAUGCUCCUUGGAACGCCGUGAGGCUUUUGAUAGGUCCAAAAAAAUACCAAUACCACAUUUCUCCUCUUCAAUACAGUCAUUAA